Molecule: messenger RNA, 1651 nt
Organism: Anopheles stephensi (Asian malaria mosquito)
Lineage: Eukaryota; Metazoa; Arthropoda; Insecta; Diptera; Culicidae
Gene: Dph2
Product: 2-(3-amino-3-carboxypropyl)histidine synthase subunit 2
Exons: 2
Coding region: 108-1553 (481 amino acids)
Biological process (GO): protein histidyl modification to diphthamide
Molecular function (GO): 2-(3-amino-3-carboxypropyl)histidine synthase activity
Source: RefSeq, a predicted model, not a curated record
GGUUUGACAGCUGAGGCAACGUUGUUGUUGACGGACAGGGCGCUCACACACAUCCGAAAUAAAAACAUCAGAUUCCGCUAGGAACGUACACACGCGCGCGUGCAAUAAUGACUUCGGCAUUCAGUUCCGGCGAUAGUAUAAUACAAAAUCAAUCGCCAGACACCGCAAAUGCGGACCGAGUAGAGCUGCACGACAUCUGGAAUGAUACGGAGAAGCAACGGUGCUUACGAUGGGUCGAAAAACACAGCCUGAAACGGAUUGCGUUACAACUUCCGGACAACCUGCUGCACCAUUGUGUGGAGAUCGUGCGCCAGCUACAGUCCGAGACGGCCGACGAAUUGCAGAUCUUUGUGCUCGCCGACACAUCGUACGGUAGUUGCUGCGUGGAUGAGGUUGCAGCGGCCCAUGCAAACGCUGACGGUAUAAUCCACUUCGGACACGCCUGUCUCAGCAAGGUUGCCCGCAUUCCGGUGCUGUACGUGUUCUUCCAGUACUCCGUCGAUGAAGACCACCUGCUCGCCACGCUUUCGAGCGAGUUUGCUACCAGCAAUGCGCGGGUGACCUGCUUCUAUGAGGUUUGCUACGCGAAUGCAGUGGCAAAGUUGCGUGAAAAGCUAGUCGCCCGUUUCCCGAGCAUGGUGGUGGCCGAUUUACCGGAAGACAAUCAGAACGCUGACAUACUCUGCUGGAAGCUAGAUGUGCCGCACAACUCGAACGACACGGUACUGUACAUCGGUCGGGAUAAUUUAAGCUUCUUCAACACCGCCGUAGCUCUCGAAGCAUCGUCACAGUGCUGUUUGUACGAUCCAACGAAACCCGAUCCACAGCUGGAACGGAUCGAUCCGGUCGGUGCGAAAUGGUUACGGCGGAGAUACUACGCCAUCGAGCGAUGCAUGGACGCCGGUUCGAUUGGGAUCGUUGUGGCUACCCUGUCCACCAAGGGCUAUCUGGAGAUUGUGUCCCGUGUGCAGCGGCUAGCAAAGGCACGUGGCGUUCGUACGUAUCUCAUCUCGAUCGGGAAGGUAAAUCCCGAAAAGCUGGCGAAUUUCGUCGACAUCGAUUGCUUCGUGUUGGUUGGAUGUCCGGAAAACGAUGUGUUUACAUCGCGUGAUUUCUUCCGACCGUUGCUGUCCGUGUUCGAGGCAGAGAUGGCAUUCAAUAAGACGUGGAAGGAAAAGCUGCUCAGUUGCUACACGACAAACUUUACCGAUCUACUGCCCGAUGGGCGUCUUUACACGGAUGUGGAGCAAACGCAGCCGGCUAGUGCGAAUGAGGACGCGAAUGAGGUGCCGGAUGUUAGUUUGAUCACGGGUAAAACGAGACAUCACAGGACGGUGGACAGUGCGACGAUGGAGAUGGAAAAUGGAACGUGUACGGAUGUGGCACCGAAGGGUAGAAACGAGCUGGCACAAAUUAGUUCGGCCGAUCAGUUUACGAGCCGAUCGUGGCAAGGUCUGGAGCAAAAGCUUGGACAGGAUGUUCCGGCCGUCAUUGAAAUGGGACGCUCUGGGAUUCCUAUCAAGUAUGAAAAUGAAACGAACCAGACGCAGUAAUUAUCAUUAAAGCUUUUAAAACAUACGGGACGGGCGCCUUUUAGCUCAACGGAAAAUGUUAUUCUUGCAAAGCAAUGAAUUGUAUAAACCUAUCCUAG